This is a messenger RNA of Thrips palmi, 6263 nucleotides long. It is a transcript of the gene ERR, whose product is annotated as steroid hormone receptor ERR2. The record is from RefSeq and is a predicted model, not a curated record. Lineage: Eukaryota; Metazoa; Arthropoda; Insecta; Thysanoptera; Thripidae. The transcript has 10 exons. Gene Ontology annotation, biological process: regulation of DNA-templated transcription. Gene Ontology annotation, cellular component: nucleus. Bases 298 to 1716 code for a protein of 472 amino acids. Gene Ontology annotation, molecular function: zinc ion binding; DNA-binding transcription factor activity; nuclear steroid receptor activity.
UUGGGCCGGCUUGUGUUGUCUGGGUCGGAAAGCACCCGCAGCCCGCAGCGCGCAGCCACACUUGGUCCUCACCUGCCGAGCCGAAAGGAGUUGAAAGGGAGAGUGUGCCCAGUGCCAGUGCCUGUGACCAGCACCGCCGUGACCGACGUCGUGACCACGCAAAGCAGUGACAGCGCGACAGCGCCGCGGCCAGCAGAGUGACAGUGACAGUGAUAGUGACAGCGAGGCUUCCGUUGGAUUACCGCCUGGAAUGUGCUUCUAGACGCCGUGCUGGCGGCGUGGUGCACCGCGUUCAACAUGAUGGAGGCGUGGAUGGAGGACGUGCGACACUGCGCCCCCUGGAACCGCUGCCAGUCGCAGUACACGGCCGGGGCCUGCAUGCCGCAGACCGAGGUGCCAAUGAUGCCCGGCGACAACUCCGUGCUGGCCCCCCACAUCAAGAAGGAGGUGGAGCCCAACACGUUCCAGGCGUGCAGUCCCUCCAACAGCGAAAUGUACUCGCCGACCACGACAGUCCUGCCCCAGGAGAUGGAGUAUUGCGAAAGUCAAGAAUCACAGAGGUACGAAGUUUCCCAAUCUCACUCCCCAGGCAGUCCUGAUCAACAGUUUUGUUCCUCAACAACACAGUCUAUUGGUGAAUCAAUGCUAGGUCACAUUGAGGAAGGUAUGAAGGAGGAAGAUGUUCCCCGCCGCCUGUGCCUUGUUUGUGGGGAUGUUGCCUCGGGAUUUCACUAUGGUGUAGCUUCUUGUGAGGCUUGCAAAGCAUUUUUCAAGAGAACUAUUCAAGGUUAUUGUGGCAUAAGGAACAUUGAAUACACCUGCCCAGCAGCCAAUGACUGUGAAAUCAACAAAAGGCGCCGUAAGGCAUGUCAGGCUUGCCGCUUUCAGAAGUGUUUGCGAAUGGGCAUGCUUAAAGAAGGUGUCCGACUGGAUCGGGUUCGUGGUGGGCGCCAAAAGUAUCGCCGUAAUCUUGACAUACCCUAUCAGGUGCCAGCUCAUGUGCCAGCGAAGCCCACUCCCACUUUGCAGGAGAAUAAAAUGCUUGAGGCCCUCGCAGCGUGCGAGCCAGAUCCUCUGAUGGUGUCACCCGAGCCCCGUCAGAGCGGCGUCAACCCAGAAACUCGAACAUUGAGCAUGCUCAGUGACUUGUAUGAUCGAGAACUAGUCAACAUUAUUAGCUGGGCAAAGUUGAUUCCAGGUUUCCUGGAGUUACCCCUUAAUGAUCAAAUGAGGUUGCUUCAGAGCACCUGGGCUGAAAUUUUGACAUUGACACUAUCUUUCCGGUCUUUGCCGAGCACAGGGACACUUCGAUUUGCUGAUGACUUCACACUAGAUGAGAAGCAAGCAAGGGAUUGUGGUGCACUUGAGUUGUAUCAACAGUGCACUCAAAUUGUGGAACGCUUGGAGAGGCUAUCAAUUGCCAAAGAAGAGUACUUUUUGCUGAAAGCACUGGUUCUGGCCAAUUCAGAUGUGCGGCUGGAUCAAUUCAAUGUUCUCAAGAAGUUCAGAGACACUAUUCUUUCAGCCCUUGCAGAUUGUGUACUUGUUGUCAGACCAAACAACUCUAUGUACCAUCUUCAACACCUGCUUCUUUGCCUACCAUGUUUGAGACAAGCUGACACAGCAGUACGCCGCUACUGGAGUGGUAUUCAUCGAGAAAACAAAGUCCCUAUGAAUAAGCUUUUUGUUGAAAUGUUGGAAGCAUGUGUACGAUAAUAAGUUUGUGAAGUGGCCUAACUCAUAAUUGGUCCAGUACUUAUUGCACUGCUAAUUUUCGUAGUCUUACAUAGCUGUGUGAAUGUCAGCUAUUUUCACUUCUAUGUGUGAAUAUUGCUGUCUGCAAGAAAAUUGAUAUGUCAUGUUUCCAGCAUAUGUAUCAUGCAGUUCACUGUAGUGAACUUACACAAAGAUUUUUCUUUGCACUGAAGCAUAGACAUGAACUUGAAGUGCAAUUUUUCAACCUAUGCUGUAAUCAGAUUGUAAUUAGCCUUUGAGUUAACUGUCUUUGCUAUAAAGACUAAAUGCAAGAGUCAUGUCAUAUGUAGAUUGAAAGAGUAUCUACCAGAAAGCACUAACCAUUAAUGUGUAGCGCAUACUAACUUCAUGUGAUAUUGCUUCUAGCUCUAUGUACUAGGUAUCAUCAGAUCUUAAUAGCUGUGAAUGAAUUAUUUGCGUUGACUGUGCAGGAAAGCUCAGCUUUGCCUGUGUCGUGGUCUCAGGGAAGGGGGCAUCAAAUGUGUGUGCUAUACCACCUAGCUCAUGGUUUUUUUUGUCAAUUUGGUAUUGAAUGUACACUUACAAUAGUAAUAAUUGUUGCUUUUUACUGCAUCAAAACAAAAGAUGAUAUGCAGUUUAAGAUCAAAAUUUUAGUUUAAAACCUGUUUUUGAAAUUUUUUAAGAAGAUAUUACUUAGUGAGUCAACUGCCAUCUGAAUGUGUUCUGUAACACAUUACUGCCAAAUUUAUGAAGUGGGUGAUUUUCGUGUGUGCUGGACUUUUUCCUGUGUUUAUCUUAUCAAUGGACAGCCAAAGCCCAUUGACUUUGGUGCCCCCAAAUUCUAUUUCUGUAUUGAAAAUAUAAUAAAUAAUUUAUAUUGGUUGACAUGAGGGAAAUAUGAAUUGGAUCUUAGUCAUUAGGGACUGUGCAGCCUGCUUUCAGGGAGCACAUGUGUAUCUUUUGUAUGCGGGAAUGAAUUUAUCUUAAGAAACAAGCAAGAAUACACAUCCCUUUACUAAGCACAUAUUUUUAAAAAUGCUUUGAAAUGAACUGACGUAAAUUCAAAUUUUGAGCGUGUAUGCCUUGCUAUAGAAAAUAGAUACCUUUAUUUUGUCUCACAGUGAGAGUAUCAUAAGCAAUAAGUGCACACAUUGCUUCAUUAUUUAAAAGUUAUCAUGGUUAUUUGACUAUGAAGUUUUAUCAAACAAUGUGAAAGGAAUUUCAAUCACAUCCUCUUAGAAGUGAAGUGUUCUGCUGAAGCUUCUAAUCCCAUGAAUGCUCUUCUAUGGCAGCACAUGUGUUCCUCCACUGUUUGAUGAUUAUCAGCAUCAGCUUUCAGCCUCUAAGUGGAAGUCUCAUGGCUCAUAUUUUUCUCUUCCAAUUUUUUUAAAUUAACAAAUCUAAGCAGCAGAAAAUCCCUUACCUGUUAUGAGCUCUGUUAUCAUCAUGAGCGUUUUUAUGAGAGACCUUUAAUUAUUUUUUACCCCUCAGUAAUUAAAAGAGUCACAUUUUGUAUUAGAAGAAACAUAUUUUUUGUAAGAACAUAUCAUGUGAAAGGAUUGGAUUUUGGUGUAGGUGAUUGGUUGUUUGUUGUCUGUGAGUGUUGUGUGCCAAAUGUGGUGGGACAAGUUUGAUAGUGAAAAUACUCUGCCGCUUGUGAUUGAUUGAAAGAGUAUUUAUUCGAUUACAGUACAAAGAUCAGAAGAGCGCCUUCCUAGCUAAUGUAAGGUUUUUGAAAGUUUGUGAUUGGAUUUCAAUUGUAGUCCUGAGAAAUAUUUUGAAUGUGCCUUCACAAAGGGAAUCUUAACAAAAUUUAAAUACCUCAUAAAUUCUUUUAAAUUAUUUCUGUACAUUAUUACUAUGUAACCUUGCUUUGAUAGAGUUGUAGCAACUUUCCUGUAGUCAUACUGAUGUAGUACAAAUGCUUUGUUUUUUCUUUGAUCUGGAGCUUUGCUUUCCAGUGUCUCUAUGAAUCCCAAAUACGUGACUAUUUUCAUCAGAACCACGUGUCUGUUAGUUCAUGUAGGUAAUACAUAAUUCAUGCAAAGUCUAUAUGAAGCCUAUACAAAGAGUAUUCAGCCACUCGUGUGAUUUUUGAAAAAUAAUUUGUACAUUCUUUUAUCAUUAAAAACGUUCAGUAAAGGCUGUAGGGCAUCUCGUUGUUACUUUAAAAAUUGUUUCUUUUGUUUUCUUUUCAUUCUUUCAGAUAUAUUUUCUUUGGUUGUCUGUUUCAGUCAUCUUUGAAUUUUAUGUGUGCUGUCAUUUGCUUUAUGCUGCAAAUUCAUACUAUAUAAUACGUGUAUUAGAUCAAUGUAUAUAUGAAAUUAAAAACUUUGUUAUUUACGUAAUGAAUGUGCUACAGUGCAUACCUUGUAUGCGCUGUGCAUAUGAACAGUUUGUAGCUAAACAAUUAAUUGCUCUAAAAUUAGACCUUUCAUUUUGCAAGGAAGGGUUCGAUUUUAUAGUGGAUGUAUCCAUUUGUUUAGCAAUCUUGUUGAUUGUGUUUUGUGUUUUAUCUCUCGCCCCCCUUCUAUUUUUGAAGAUUGUUAAUAGUGUAAAUAAUCAUUUGUAAUUUGUAACUUCCCUUACCAAGUUCUGUGAAAUGUUCAAACGAUUAAUUUUUGAGAAUUUGUUUCCUUUGUUUACAGUGGUGAAAAAUGAUUGUAUGAACAACCACUGAGUGAAAAUCAUAAAGCAGCUGAAAGUGGCUCAUUGUUUUAAUUUGAUUAUCAUUUAUGCACUCAAAUCUGUGAUCUCUAUCUCUUGAUAUGUUAUUCACAGAACUUAGGUAAAAUGAUGUGAUAGAGCAUUUUAGGAACUUACUUUCGUUCACCUCAAUGAUACAAAAGUCUAGCCCAAAGUUUUCUUCUUCUUUUUUUAAAAAAUUUUUGAAUUAGUUGCUGUGAAUAUUUCUGUUAUUAAUGACUUAGUUCUGAGAAUUAGAUCCCCUUUACCGUUUAUGUUAAUAUUAGUGUUUGUAGAUACCUCUGGCCAUAUCUACAAUAAGGUUUAUUUAAUUCUUAAACAUAAUUAUUGAGUGCACAAAUAUAAGAAAUCAUGCUAUGUAGUUAAAAAUUUGUACAACUCUCCUCUUGUUAUCUAGUAUUUGUUAUUGAAUGGAGAGUUAUUGAGUCCUUAAGUGAAACAAUGUAUUUGUUGAUUGUGGUAAGUGGCAUUUACCCAUGUGUGUGGCUAGCUGUGUGUAUUGGUAUGAAUGUACCUGAGCUCUGUGUAUACGUAUAAAUAUCGAGCAAGAUUGUGAGUAGGCAACGUUUGUCGAGUACAUGUGUGUUAUUGCGAAUGGUCAAAGUUAAAUUCAGCUUGUCUGAAGCUACUAUUUUCUUUCAAAGUUUGAUGUUAUGAAAGAUCAUCUACCUCAUUAAGAAUUGUCUCUCUGGGGAGGAAAGGGUUUGAUGGAAAGACAAUUUGAGAUUUCGUAUAAUACAGAUACAAUGUUAGUCUAGCAUGUUGUCGUGCAACUUGAGCAGGAAUUGUUUAAAAAGGUUAGCUAGCAAAUUUAUGCAGUAGUAGUUUAUUUCUAAGCAGAGAUCUAAUUUUAUUUUUCAGCAUACUCUGAAGUAGAUUGCUACAAGCAAAUUAAAGUCAAUUUUGCUCUUGAAUCUUACAAAUUCUUAUCUGGCUGUCUGUAGUGUGACCCUCAUUACUUGUGUGUAGUAAAAGCAAAAUCUACCACAUUUUAUCAUAGGGUGUAUCAUUGAAGACCAUGCUAGCUGUGAAUGCACCCUCAAUAUCCCUUUGCCCAAAGUAUUUGUCUUCUGUCUGUUGAUCCCAUCUCUGGGCCACAGCUACGCAUUAAUCUGAAGUUUAAGGGUAUUAUGUUUGUGUUUCAUUUGGCAAUUAGGUGUGCGGACCACAAUGGAUGAUUUUCGAAGGCUGCCAUUCUGACAGCUUGAAAGUCAUCAAAGAUUUGCUACUGAAACUAUGCAGCUCACUGUCCUUACUGUUGUUCCAAGAGCAGGUAAAAUUUAUUUUGGAAAUAUAAUAGCUCAUAUGAAGGAUGUUAAACAUAAUCCUGUUAAAUAAGUUAUUGUUUCCAUUUUAACUUGCCUUCUUACCAUUAAAAUUACCUGAUAGAAUUAUGUAGUAUGUUGUAAAGUAAAUAUUUUAAAUAAUGUUUUGUCUCAACCAAGUGUUAAUUGACUCAAAAAUAUUUUUGCUCUGAUUUCCUGUGCUUCAUGUUGAACAAGUGAUAAGCUGGCCUUUCACAUUAAUGGGGGAUUAAUACAAUAAUAAGAGCGCACUGCAAUUACUGUAUAUUGGGAGCACUGAAACAUAUGUAAGCUGGUCCUGAAAUGGUCGGCUAUGCUAAUUAUGAUGUGGUUACUACAGGGAAGUUGCUGCUUGUGCACUUUUCAUUACACUACAUUGCUGUAUGAUCAUGAUUGAAUUCUCUCAAUCUCUCUUUAAUAUAGGUGGUAUGUAUCUGUUGGACAUACUGUGGUUGAAAAUGCCAUAAGCAUCAAUGAGACACUGUUGUAUGACCAUGACCUGCCACUUAUAUCAUUAAAACAAAACUGUCAAAAGUA